AUGCUAUUGGCUAUCAAAGCCGCGACAACGGCACCCUUGGCCUUCCAAAACAGCUCAACUGGACCCCAACCUUUUCAAGAAAAACCUUGCUUCAUGGGAGGUCCUUUUAACGUUCCCAAAGACGUCGUGAUCAAUCUGCGCGUCAUAUGCUUGGAUGGUCCACAACCUUUCCAGGACGUCCCAAAUGUCUUCUUCGAGAGAUGGAAAUACUCGGACUACGACUUUCAAAAAUUCCCAAAUCUCAGUCCAGUUGCCUUUGCCUUGAAAUAUUUCACUCCCCCUGACCGAAGUGCACAAUCAACCAAUGUCCUCGAAGGUUUGAUGGCAAUUUAUGGGGCAACCAACGCUGGUUUACGCAGCUGGGGUGCUCAAAAGAGUAACGAUGUCAAGAAGAUCAAAGGUCCGAGUUUCUAUCUCGCUUUUCAACAUGCCAUAUCAGUCAAUGACUUGAAACGGGCAGCUCAUCAGCUCGGAAAGGUAUUGAAGAACUGCGUGGGUUGUAAAAAAGAAGAAAGAGAGCAAGUGAUCAAGAUUGCAACCGACAAUCAUGUGGAAGUGCCGAAGUCCUUCUAG
Puccinia triticina is the source of this 573-nucleotide messenger RNA. RefSeq lists its product as uncharacterized. Bases 1 to 573 code for a protein of 190 amino acids. Lineage: Eukaryota; Fungi; Basidiomycota; Pucciniomycetes; Pucciniales; Pucciniaceae. The record is from RefSeq and is a predicted model, not a curated record. The transcript is spliced from 6 exons.